AUGGCUCGGCACAUCGAUCGAUUAUUACGCCGGCACAUCGAUCGAUUAUUUUGGACCUAUUCCAUCGAGUGGCAUUUCAACCCACCAGCCGCGAGUCAUGCAGGAGGAGUAUGGGAGCGAAUGAUCCGCUUGAUACGGAAAAUGCUAUGCUCGAUAUUGGGUAAUCAGUUGGUCAAUGAUGAAACCCUUUUAACUGUCAUUACUGAAGUGGAGAAGAUCUUAAACGACAGGCCAUUGACUGGUGUGACAAAUGAUCCCAAUGACCUUGAUCCUCUUACUCCUAGUCAGUUAUUGUUGAAAACGACCUAA
Paramuricea clavata is the source of this 309-nucleotide messenger RNA. NCBI's taxonomy places the organism in Eukaryota, Metazoa, Cnidaria, Anthozoa, Malacalcyonacea, Plexauridae. The record is from the annotation of a GenBank genome assembly.